AUGGCGCCAAACAAACAGUUCAAUACCGAAGCAACACAUCUCCCUCUCUUCUUCAACACGAAACUCACCGUUGUCGAGACCCUCUGGGACCUGGCCCUCGCCUACUUCACCAUUCGCACGGCCGCCAUCUACGCGGCCGCCACGCUCGCGGCCGAGGUUCUGCUGAGGUGCGCGGGAGGCUGGGCCCCGACGUCAGCGCGCGUGCCGACGAUGAUGCCGCUACGUGCGCUCCUCGUGGCGGCGUGCGCGUGGACGAUCAUCGCGCGGUACGAGAUGCCACGGGACUGGAGGUUUCGGGGCGCCGUGGGCGGGGUGGCGGGUGGGAUGCUGGCUAGUCUCGUGGGCCUCGUGCGGAUGGGUGGCUGCGGAAUGGACGUCGGGGUUGGGACGACGGCUGUGCUGACGGGGGUGAUGCCCCUCGCGUUGAUGGUCCUCGAGGGGCGCGAGGGUUAUGAGAGGGCGGGUGAAGGUGGCUAG
Messenger RNA from Verticillium nonalfalfae, 477 nucleotides. RefSeq lists its product as uncharacterized. The transcript has a single exon. Lineage: Eukaryota; Fungi; Ascomycota; Sordariomycetes; Glomerellales; Plectosphaerellaceae. Bases 1 to 477 code for a protein of 158 amino acids. The record is from RefSeq and is a predicted model, not a curated record.